Messenger RNA from Letharia columbiana, 435 nucleotides. RefSeq lists its product as uncharacterized. Lineage: Eukaryota; Fungi; Ascomycota; Lecanoromycetes; Lecanorales; Parmeliaceae. Bases 1 to 435 code for a protein of 144 amino acids. The transcript is spliced from 2 exons. The record is from RefSeq and is a predicted model, not a curated record. Gene Ontology annotation, molecular function: nucleic acid binding.
AUGGUCAUCGGUAUAGAUGUGACACACCCGUCCCCAGGUCCAGCCAAACGGACAGCACUGAGUGUGGCAGCCAUGGUAGCCAAUGUUGACAACGAGCUCGCACAGUGGCCGAUACAUCUUCGGAUCAACACGGCUGGUAAAGAAAUGGUCGACCUGCUGGGAUCGAUGCGUACGACUCGCCUGGAACUAUGGGAAAGUGACCACGCCAAUUCGCUUCCCGACAAUCUUCUGAUCUAUCGUGACGGCGUUUCGGAGAGUCAGUAUAAGACAGUACUCGAAAAAGAAUUGGGAAGAAUAAGAAACACCUGCCAGGUCAAGUACAGAGGCAGAGAUCCUCCCAAGAUCACGCUCAUUAUCGUUGGCAAACGUCAUCACACCCGAAUCUUCAGAAAGACCGUGGCAGGAAACUGUACAAAUCUUGAAUUUGGCACGUAG